AUGCAAUUAUCAAUCUUUCCAUCAGGGGUUAAUAGAAUCCCAAAUUGCGCUAUUGGAAUUCUGAACCUUUUCAACAUUUGUCUUCUUUCUUCUUAUCGUUUCAACCCCAACAAUUCGGGUAUGAGAGUACAUCCUCUCUCCCUGAAACCAAACAUUGGAGGAAUUCAUUCUAAUUUUUCAGAACAGCAACAACACAUUCCUAAUUCCUCAAUGAAGAAACUCCGGAGACUUUCUCACGUAUUUAACUACUUUCGGGAAUUUUCGUUCUGUUCUGAUGCAGAUGCGGCAAUUGAAGAGAAGGAAGGAUUCUACCGUUUCAUGGCGAAAAUCGAAAUAGAAGGAUCUGGGAAUGGACAAGUGAGGGCAAAGGUAGUAGAGAUUCAUCCUGGGGUAACGAAGAUCAUUGUGAGAAAGGGAAAUGGAGACGGUGAGGAUGAACAAUUGAAUGUGGGUACAUGGAGGUACAGGUUACCUGCUUCGACGAUGCUGGAGUUGGCCACGACGGUAUUUGUGGACGGAGAGCUUAUAGUGACGGGGCCCAAGGAUGACCAUGGCCGUUGA
This is a messenger RNA of Solanum stenotomum, 561 nucleotides long. RefSeq lists its product as uncharacterized. The record is from RefSeq and is a predicted model, not a curated record. Bases 1 to 561 code for a protein of 186 amino acids. NCBI's taxonomy places the organism in Eukaryota, Viridiplantae, Streptophyta, Magnoliopsida, Solanales, Solanaceae. The transcript has a single exon.